Molecule: messenger RNA, 1884 nt
Organism: Penicillium expansum
Lineage: Eukaryota; Fungi; Ascomycota; Eurotiomycetes; Eurotiales; Aspergillaceae
Exons: 3
Coding region: 1-1884 (627 amino acids)
Source: RefSeq, a predicted model, not a curated record
AUGCUAUUUUUGAGCUUUCCAUUGCUGUUAUGGCUGUGCCAGACCGCGCUGGCGCAAUAUUCCAGCGAUGAUCUCAUGUCAUUCGUUACGCUCCCCGAUAUUCGGGCAGUGAAAUUCGAUGUCCACUACGAAAACCGCGAGCGCAUUAGCCCCGGUUACUGGUUCGUCGCUCCCUACCUACACAUUGGCCCCGACCCACCGUCGACCUUGUACGAGCAAUAUCAGAUCGGCCCGCAUAUCUACGAUGGUGAAGGGCGCCUUAUUUGGACUGGCUCGCAACAGUUCGACAACCGGAACGUCUUUGAUUUCAAAGUCGUCAACAGUCUGGGCCCUGACCCAUACCUUUCGAUGAUCUUGCAAAACUCGUGGGAUUCGAAAAUAGACUCUGGGUAUGGGUUGAUCUUGACCAAUGAUUAUCAAGUCCAACGAAAGCUUCCUUUGCGGAGGGACCUCGGUGCUUUUGAUAUCCAUGAGUUCAACAUCCAGGACGACGGUAAGACUGCGCUGGUCACGAUCUACCUUUCGCAUGAGAUUACCCUAGAAGAAUUUGGUCGCCCGGAAGAGUCUACUUGGCUUGAGACCGGCGGGUAUGCUGAGAUCGAUCUGAACACCGCCGAGAUAGUCCAGUGGUGGGACUCUUUUAAUCGCAUUCCUCUACCCGAGACCGUCCAUUACACCCCAUAUUCUCCAGUAGAGGGACACCCUGGCUGGGAUUAUGUGCAUAUUAACUCAGUUGACAAGAAUGAGAUUGGGGACUUCUUGAUUUCAUCACGGUUUACGAACACCAUCUACCUCAUCUCCUGUAUAGAUGGAAACAUCAUGUGGCGAUUGGGUGGACAACAUAGUGAUUUCGAGCAAGAUUUCACUUUUUCAAAGCAGCAUGACGCAAAAUUCAUUGAGUCUAAUGGGACACACCAUAUAAUCUCAUUUUUGAACAACGCCUCGGACGAGGAAUUCAACGAGGAAAAUAUCUCAUCAUCCCUAUUUGUCGAGUUGGAUACCGGCGCGAGACCCAUGACCGCAAAAGCCAUCCGGCGCUACAACCGCCCCGAUCACCAGCUUUCGAGACUCCGCGGCAAUACCCAGCUACUUCCGAAUGACAAUGUGUUCACCUGCUGGAGCAAAGAGGGCUAUAUUUCCGAACAUGCCGCCGAUGGAGAGCUAUUGAUGACCGCCAACUUCACCUCCUCACGCUAUUCAUCCUACCGCGGGUACAAAUUCGAAUUCAUCGGUCGCCCCACAGCGCCACCAGACAUGGUAGCGUCAGUCUACGGCACCGAUGAAACCAACAUGGUGACCACGUUCUGGAUCAGCUGGAACGGCGCGACGGAUGUCGCAGAGUGGCAUUUCUACGCGCAAGCCUCUGAAUUCCACGACCCUGUCUUUAUCGGCAAGACCCCGCGAUCCGAUUUCGAAACCAUGUAUAUUGCCCGCGGAUAUCUGGACUGGGUAUCUGCCGAGGCAGUAGAUGUCAAUGGUACCGUCUUAGGCAAGUCCGAAAUGCACCGAAGCAAAUCCCCCGACUGGAAGUCUGUCGGAUACAGAGGGAAGUCAACCACACCCAUCCCGGUUGACCCAUCGAUCAUCUACCAAGCGAGCGAUAGCGCAGCAGGAGACAGUGUAGUUAAUGAGUCUAACCGCACAUCAUCGGAUGCAAUCGAUACCCAGACACAGAAGACCACCCAAAUCCUCAAGCAUACUUACGAUGCUAUCCGCAGCAUUAGCGGUAUUUUCUCUUUUGUUUUGCUUCUUUGUCUGUUUGUCAGCGUUAUGGUAUGCUAUAUGGUCAUCCGUGGCUGGCGCGUCCGGGUCUACCAGCGUCUUCCUUCGGAAGAUGGGUUACCAGGCGAGCGGGUGCGUCUUGCAUCGCCACAUGAGGAUUGA